AGUUUGGUUGUAAAGCAAUCACGCAAAGCAUCUGGGUACCUUGAGCAUGCAAACUCAAAAAGAAGCCGUGACUGCGCUAGAGAGCAAAGAAGAUUCCAAACCUCCCUCUCACCGCGCCAACCUCAAUAGUUAACCAAAUCAAUCUCCCGCUCCAUUAUCCACUUCAAUCCCCCAAUGCCAGCCUCCGAUCGAUAUCAACCCAGUUCCAACUUCCAAGCGUCCGUCGCCGAUGACCUGAGAUGAGGGCCGGGGACAGCAGCAGGAUGGAGAGGCCGCCGGUGCAGCCGGACUACCAGCCCCGCCACCACCACCACGGGAGGACAUCGGCGGAGGCGGACGACCGCCGCCGCCACAGGAAGACGCCGCGGAUCCGGGACGACAACGAGCAGAGAAGCUCCGGGUGGGUGUGGCUGGCGGUGAUCCUCUGCACGCUGCUGAUGAUCGGCGUGAUCGUGGCGGGCGCCACCGUGUUCGCCGUCUACCUCAUCUACAAGCCCAAGAUGCCGUACAUGGUGGUCACGGACGCACGCCUCGGCCGGCUCGUCUACACCCCGGCCGACGGCGUCAUCCGCGACAUCCAGGUCAACAUCGGCGUGCUGGCCCGGAACACCAACUCCAAGGCGGACGCCACCUUCUCCAACUUCGACAUCACCGUCGGGUUCCAUGGCGCCGACCUCGCGCUGCUGAGGGCCAGGCAGUUCACCGUCGCGCGCGACAGGUCCGUGCCGCUGCCGUACGACGUGGUGUCAGGCGGCGCGAGGCUGAACGCCGCCGGGAUGCAGGCCAUGGAGGGGGCGAUCAGGGCCGGGGUGCUGCCCCUCGACGUCUUCGGCAAGGCGCGGACGAGGUGGAAGAUGGGGAUCUUCCUCCGGGUGCAGUUCUGGACGCGCAUCUCCUGCCGUCUCUACUUCAACUACCCCGGCAAUGGCACCGCCUGGCCCAUCGACCGCCACACCUGCCGCUCCAGGUCGCCGUAGCAGGCAGGCAGCCAUCGCUCUGCUCUCCUCUGCUUUCCUCACCAACUAUACUCUGCAAUUCAUUAUUCCGUUCGUUCUUUCGGUUAGUCGUAUGAGCAGGAACACAAUUCUUGUACAGGCAAAGAAUGCUGGUAGUAUAUACAUAGCCGCAGCUGCAAGACCUCCAUUACUUUGAAAACAUUUGUAAUUCUUUUUUUUUCUCGAUCCCAUGUUAAUCUAUAGUUCUGUACUGUACUUUACAAAACGUAAAUGGUGUAUAUGGAAUAGUUCAACAUCGGCAUGUAAUUUGGUCAAAUGUUCAGUGAUCCUGUGAGAGUGCUCUAAUCUGAAAGGAUGGCCAGAACAUGUCGAGUACUUCCAGGCUCCAUGCAUAGAUUCUUUUGAGACAGCCACGGCUGUCGAGUGUGGUUUCAUUCAAAACCUUAAACGCCAAAAGCAUUCGCUUGUGUGUGUCGCCUUCGCCUCAU
Lolium perenne is the source of this 1444-nucleotide messenger RNA. RefSeq lists its product as uncharacterized. Gene Ontology annotation, cellular component: plasma membrane. Gene Ontology annotation, biological process: defense response to other organism. The record is from RefSeq and is a predicted model, not a curated record. Lineage: Eukaryota; Viridiplantae; Streptophyta; Magnoliopsida; Poales; Poaceae.